Molecule: messenger RNA, 480 nt
Organism: Rhizopus microsporus ATCC 52813
Lineage: Eukaryota; Fungi; Mucoromycota; Mucoromycetes; Mucorales; Rhizopodaceae
Product: ras-domain-containing protein
Exons: 4
Molecular function (GO): GTP binding; GTPase activity
Source: RefSeq, a predicted model, not a curated record
GUGGGUAAAACCUCACUUGCUGUACGAUAUAUCUCAAAGACAUUUUCACCUAACUCAACUUCCACUAUUGGUGCUUCUUUUAUGGCAAAAAAGCUCACAGUUGAUAAUUGUAAAGUAAGCUUACAGAUUUGGGAUACAGCCGGUCAAGUAGAAAGAUUCCGUGCAAUGGCGCCAAUGUACUAUAGAGGGGCGCAAGCAGCUCUGUUAGUAUACGAUAUCACAUCAAGAGAAAGCUUUGAAGAACUUCAUUCUUGGAUUGAAGAGCUUAAACGAAAUAUGACUGAAGACUUGGUUAUAGUUGUUGUGGCCAAUAAAUUAGAUUUAGCUUUAUAUCAACGUGAAGUGUCAUGUGAAGAGGCUCAGAAAUAUAUCACACGAGUAUUAGGGCCAGAUACACUGUUGUAUGAAGUAUCUGCAAAAGAAGAUAAUGGUAAUAAUAAUAAUAAUAACUACAAAGAUAUGGUCAUCAUAACAAAAUAA